Messenger RNA from Caenorhabditis sp. 36 PRJEB53466, 1319 nucleotides. The record is from the annotation of a GenBank genome assembly. NCBI's taxonomy places the organism in Eukaryota, Metazoa, Nematoda, Chromadorea, Rhabditida, Rhabditidae.
AUGCGAAAAAUCCCACUCUUCCUAAUUUGUUUCUGCAACGUUUUCGGACCUUCAACCGCUUGGGACCGUAUACGACCGCUCACGUUUCGCCGCAUUUUUCCCUAUUCCGAUAGGGACCAGGUUUGGAAGGUGGGGACCGGAUUGCAAAAAUCUCGACAAACAAAUUUUUUUUUUCAGCUCACUUUCGAAGUGAACCAUCAAAAUUCGACGGAAGACGCGCAGGAAAUUUUGAAUUUGUGGAUGGACAAUAGUUGGAAAGCGUCUACUUUAUCGCCCGAAAAGCCGAUAAUGGAACCGUCGGUGUUCGAUUUGAGCGAUUGGCAGACGAUUUGGUACUGGAACGGCGAUCCGAAGUGGAAAGUUCGGUCCCUUUGCGACAAAGAGCACGCGAGGGAACAGGCGCUGAUGUUUCUGGAGCAUCGAGCAAUUGUGAAGAUAUUUAUUCGAUACAUGUUCCGGAGCACACAGGAAAAAGGCAUGUUUACGGAGGAAGAGGCGAGAACGGUGAGCGGAAAGUGUUAAAAACGUGAUCAGGACCAGAGAUGUUGGGAAUUCCGUGUUACGUGUUCCGUGUUCCGUGUUCCGCGUUUUUUUCAAUAUUUUUUCCGUGUUCCGUGUUCCGUGUUCCGUAGAAAUAAUUUUUUCUCCGUUUUCCGUGUUCCGUGUUCCGUAUAAACUAUAUUUUCCGCGGAAAAAUUCGAUCACAAGUGGAUUCCAUUUUCAGUCGUUUUUUACUGUAGUUGUUUACUGUUGUGUUGUUGGUUUUGUUAUUUUUAUGAAAUUUUCAGUAAAACUUUCACAUGAGUCAAAAAGCUGCCUUGUCAGUCAGAUAAUCGAAUUAAACAAAACAUUAUUUUAAAAAAAAUCACUGGAAUUCUCUUGAAAACGCUUUUUUCCGUGUUCCGUAAAAAAAUAAAUUUUCCGUGUUCCGUGUUCCGUAAAAAAGAAAAUUUUCCGUCUUCCGUGUUCCGUGUUCCGUAGAGUAAAAUUUUUAUUCCCAACAUCUCUGAUUCAGGACCCCAAAAAAGCCCGGUUCGAGGUCGGCUGCUCGCAAAUCAUUUUUGCCCAGUUUCUUCUCUAAUAUAAACUUUUUUCAGAUGCGUGACAUCUUCUGGGAGGCGGAUAACGAGUGCGAGAACAUGUUCUCCUGCACAGAGUACAUUUUCCUGAAAAGGACCUUCUACAAUGUGCGUCCAACGAACUUUUUGGCGGACGUCUACUCGACGAUGCAGGAACUGAUUGAAAACUUUCGAAAAUUGGCCCCAGUCGGCGAGAAGUUGGAUUUUAGAAUCGAUUAUGGAGUUAUCUACAAAGGAUGA